CACUCUACGGUGGCCGAGAGGAUACCGCAGAUGUGUUAGCGGCGUGUCCAGAAGCAGCCCCAGGAGGUGCGCGGGGCAUCGUUUUUCUUAUCUGGUCUCCCGAGUGGCGAGGAGACAUCCCGGCAGCCGUCAUCAUGGUGAAGGAGCAGUUCCGGGAGACGGAUGUGGCCAAGAAAAUAAGCCACAUCUGUUUUGGAAUGAAGUCACCUGAGGAAAUGCGUCAGCAGGCACACAUCCAAGUUGUGAGUAAGAACCUGUACAGCCAGGACAACCAACAUGCCCCCUUGCUAUAUGGGGUGCUCGACCAUAGGAUGGGUACGAGUGAGAAGGAUCGUCCAUGUGAAACCUGUGGGAAAAACUUGGCUGACUGUCUAGGCCACUAUGGGUAUAUUGACCUGGAGUUGCCGUGUUUUCAUGUAGGGUACUUCAGAGCAGUCAUAGGCAUCUUACAGAUGAUCUGCAAAACCUGCUGCCACAUCAUGUUGUCCCAAGAGGAGAAGAAGCAGUUUCUGGACUAUCUAAAGAGGCCCGGCCUGACCUACCUUCAGAAGCGAGGACUGAAGAAGAAAAUCUCUGACAAGUGCCGAAAGAAAAACAUCUGCCAUCACUGUGGCUCUUUUAAUGGUACUGUAAAGAAGUGUGGAUUACUGAAGAUAAUUCAUGAGAAAUACAAGACCAACAAAAAAGUGGUGGAUCCCAUUGUAUCAAAUUUCCUUCAGUCUUUUGAAACAGCUAUUGAACAUAAUAAAGAAGUGGAGCCUCUGCUGGGAAGGGCACAGGAAAACUUGAAUCCCUUAGUAGUUCUGAAUUUAUUUAAACGAAUCCCAGCUGAAGAUGUUCCUCUACUUCUGAUGAACCCAGAAGCCGGAAAGCCAUCUGAUUUGAUUCUCACACGACUUUUGGUGCCUCCUUUGUGUAUCAGACCCUCCGUUGUGAGUGAUUUGAAAUCUGGCACCAAUGAAGAUGAUCUGACAAUGAAAUUGACAGAAAUCAUUUUCCUAAACGAUGUUAUUAAAAAGCAUCGGAUCUCAGGAGCCAAGACCCAGAUGAUCAUGGAGGACUGGGAUUUCCUGCAGCUGCAGUGUGCUCUCUACAUUAACAGUGAGCUCUCGGGUAUUCCCCUCAACAUGGCACCAAAGAAGUGGACCAGAGGCUUCGUCCAACGCCUGAAGGGAAAACAGGGUCGAUUUAGAGGAAAUCUCUCAGGAAAGAGAGUGGAUUUUUCUGGCAGAACAGUCAUCUCUCCCGACCCCAACCUCCGGAUUGAUGAGGUAGCUGUGCCAGUUCAUGUGGCCAAAAUUCUAACUUUUCCUGAGAAGGUAAACAAAGCAAACAUCAGUUUCUUGAGGAAACUGGUUCAAAACGGCCCGGAGGUUCACCCAGGAGCAAACUUCAUUCAGCAGAGACAUACACAGAUGAAAAGGGCCAGGGUCAAGCCCCACCGGACCUUCAGAUUUAAUGAGUGUGUCUGUACACCCUACAAUGCUGACUUUGAUGGUGACGAAAUGAACCUUCAUCUUCCUCAAACAGAAGAAGCUAAAGCAGAGGCCCUUGUUCUGAUGGGGACUAAAGCAAAUCUUGUAACCCCGAGGAAUGGGGAACCACUGAUUGCUGCUAUUCAGGAUUUUCUAACAGGUGCCUAUCUCCUCACUCUCAAGGACACUUUCUUUGAUCGAGCCAAGGCUUGCCAAAUCAUUGCUUCAAUACUGGUUGGCAAGGAUGAGAAAAUUAAAGUUCGCCUCCCACCGCCUACGAUCCUAAAGCCUGUCACCCUGUGGACCGGAAAGCAGAUCUUCAGUGUCAUCCUCAGGCCUAGCGAUGACAAUCCAGUGAGGGCCAACCUGCGAACCAAGGGCAAGCAGUACUGUGGCAAAGGGGAAGAUCUCUGUGCCAAUGAUUCCUAUGUUACAAUUCAGAACAGUGAGUUGAUGAGUGGCAGCAUGGACAAAGGAACCCUAGGGUCAGGAUCCAAGAACAAUAUUUUUUACAUUUUGCUGCGAGACUGGGGACAGAAUGAAGCUGCGGAUGCCAUGUCACGGCUCGCCAGGCUGGCUCCUGUCUACCUGUCUAACCGUGGUUUCUCAAUUGGGAUCGGUGAUGUCACACCUGGCCAAGGACUGCUAAAGGCCAAGUAUGAGUUGCUGAAUGCCGGCUACAAGAAAUGUGAUGAGUACAUCGAAGCCCUGAACACGGGCAAGCUGCAGCAGCAGCCUGGCUGCACUGCUGAGGAGACCCUGGAGGCACUGAUCCUGAAGGAGCUGUCUGUGAUCCGUGACCACGCCGGCAGCGCUUGCCUCCGGGAGCUGGACAAGAGCAACAGCCCCCUCACCAUGGCUCUGUGUGGCUCCAAAGGUUCCUUCAUUAACAUAUCACAGAUGAUUGCCUGUGUGGGACAGCAGGCCAUCAGUGGCUCUCGAGUGCCAGACGGCUUUGAAAACAGGUCCUUGCCUCACUUUGAAAAACACUCAAAGCUCCCAGCUGCCAAAGGCUUUGUGGCUAAUAGCUUUUAUUCUGGUUUGACACCAACUGAGUUUUUCUUCCACACAAUGGCCGGCCGGGAAGGUCUAGUCGACACGGCUGUAAAGACAGCCGAAACAGGAUACAUGCAGCGAAGGCUUGUCAAAUCUCUUGAAGAUCUUUGCUCCCAGUAUGAUCUGACAGUCCGAAGCUCUACUGGCGAUAUUAUCCAGUUCAUUUACGGAGGAGAUGGCUUAGAUCCUGCAGCUAUGGAGGGAAAAGAUGAACCUUUGGAGUUUAAAAGGGUUCUAGACAACAUCAAAGCAGUCUUCCCGUGUCCGAGUGAGCCUGCUCUCAGCAAAAACGAGCUGAUCCUGACCACAGAGUCCAUCAUGAAGAAGAGUGAGUUCCUUUGCUGCCAGGACAGUUUCCUGCAGGAAAUAAAAAAAUUCAUUAAGGGGGUCUCUGAGAAGAUCAAGAAAACCAGAGAUAAAUAUGGCAUCAAUGAUAAUGGCACAACAGAGCCCCGUGUGCUGUACCAGCUGGACCGCAUCACCCCCACCCAAGUAGAAAAGUUUCUGGAGACCUGUAGGGACAAGUACAUGAGGGCACAGAUGGAGCCAGGUUCUGCAGUGGGCGCUCUGUGUGCCCAGAGCAUUGGUGAGCCAGGCACCCAGAUGACCCUGAAGACUUUCCACUUUGCAGGUGUGGCCUCCAUGAACAUCACCCUGGGCGUGCCCCGGAUUAAAGAGAUCAUCAAUGCUUCCAAGGCCAUCAGCACUCCAAUUAUCACAGCACAGCUAGACAAGGAUGACGACGCGGAUUACGCUCGCCUCGUGAAAGGGAGAAUUGAGAAAACCCUCUUGGGAGAGAUUUCCGAGUAUAUUGAAGAAGUGUUUCUUCCUGAUGACUGCUUUAUUCUCGUCAAACUCUCCCUGGAACGGAUUAGACUUCUGAGACUGGAAGUGAACGCUGAGACAGUGCGAUAUUCCAUCUGUACGUCCAAGCUCCGCGUGAAGCCCGGCGACGUAGCUGUUCACGGUGAGGCUGUGGUGUGUGUCACCCCCAGAGAGAACAGCAAGAGCUCCAUGUACUACGUGCUGCAGUUCCUGAAAGAAGAUCUCCCCAAGGUGGUGGUGCAGGGCAUUCCAGAGGUGUCCAGAGCUGUCAUACACAUUGAUGAGCAGAGUGGAAAGGAGAAGUACAAGCUUCUGGUGGAAGGUGAUAACCUGCGGGCAGUCAUGGCCACGCAUGGUGUGAAGGGCACCCGGACCACCUCCAAUAACACCUAUGAGGUGGAGAAAACUCUGGGCAUCGAGGCUGCCCGGACAACCAUCAUCAAUGAAAUCCAGUACACCAUGGUGAACCACGGCAUGAGCAUCGACAGGAGGCACGUGAUGCUGCUCUCCGACCUCAUGACCUACAAGGGUGAAGUCCUGGGCAUCACUAGGUUUGGCCUGGCCAAGAUGAAGGAGAGUGUGCUGAUGCUGGCCUCCUUUGAGAAGACAGCUGACCAUCUCUUUGACGCUGCCUACUUCGGGCAGAAGGACUCCGUGUGUGGGGUGUCUGAGUGCAUCAUCAUGGGAAUCCCAAUGAACAUUGGAACCGGGCUCUUCAAGCUGCUCCACAAGGCCGACAGGGACCCGAACCCCCCCAAGAGGCCCCUGAUCUUCGACACGAAUGAAUUCCACAUCCCCCUUGUCACAUAGUCCAAGGAAAGAGGGGACCAUGCCAGACCUUGACUCCUUGUCCUGUCUGCAGCUCAUGUGAAGAGUUUUGUGCUCCCCGGGACGGGGGUCCUGAGGCCCCCACCUGUGCCAGCAAUCAGAGAAGCCCCCUUGGCAUCCCCAGGAGCGGCUCCUCCUCUGAUAGGGCGCAGCUCACACCAGUGACCCUGACUGUGCCAUACUACUCGGGAGAGCUGAGGGUUUUUUUGUUUGCUUGCUUGAAACUCAAUCUAUGGACGGCCCCACAGCUCCUGCACACCCUGCCUACCUGGACUUAAGGCCCAGCCAGGUGUCAUGGCCCAUCCCAGCUCACUGCAUACAUCCAUCGGCUCCCCGUGGUGUCUUCACACCUGACGGUGAGCCAGGCCUGAGCCCCGCACAGGCCAGGGCACGUUCGUGGAUUUUCCAUUCCUUGGUCAUGCUGGAAUCUCUCAAUGUGACAUACUCAUGUAAAUAUUGUUACUAUUAUUUAUUUGUUCCAGUUGAGGGAUUUGGAAUUUUUGUUAUUUUAGUUUUAUUUUUGAAACCAAGCAUCUAUAGAAACCAAGAAAGCCAGCAUGUAAGCGUCACUGGAAAAACUGGUUUAAGCAAAUAGAGCCAUCUGGGAUUUGUAACUGAGCUGCAACUGUCAUGAGGCCCAGGCAGCUCUGUAACAUCUUCUGUAGAUGCCCCUGGCUACCCUGUUUUCAUCUACCUCAGACCCCUAUCAUGGGGCUCUACCCUGUGACAAGAGCCAAACCCAUUCUCCAUGGCCUAUGGAAGCCUCACUGGAGUUUGGAGCCUGCUGCGAUGGGGAUGAGACGUUUUUUAUAGAAUUACACUUACGUUCCUUGGAUGUUCUCUAGUUGAUUUCUGAAGUUCUGAGUUGAUGCUGUUAAGGUGCCUGGGGUAGCCAUUGGUUCUUGGAUCUGUGUUAGAAUGAGUGCUUUCCCUUCAUACUGAUGAGAUUGUGGAUUAGGAAUUCUUGACCUAAGUGAUUUUUGGCCAGUCGUUGGGUUUAACAUUCUAUUAAAAUUUGUAGUUUGGGCUGGGUGCUGUGGCUCACACCUAUAAUCCCAGCACUUUGGGAGGCUGAGGAUGGUGGAUCGCUUGAGCCCAGGAGUUUGAGAGCAGCCUGGGCAACAUGACAAAACCCCCUCUCUACAAAGAAUACAAAAAUUAGCCAGGCAUGGUGGCGCAUGCCUGUAGUCCCUGCUACUGGGGAGGCUGAGGUGGAAGGUUCACUUGAGCCUGGGAGGUGAAGGUUGUAAUGAGCCAAGAUCGUGCCACUACACUCCAGCCUGGGCAACAAAGCAAGACCUUGUCUUAAAAAAAAUAAAUAAGCUUAAAAAAAUUAAUUAAUUCUUAUAAAAAAUUGUAGUUUGACUUUAUGAUUUCCCUGCAUCUACAAGGUAGACCUAUUAACUUCUCUUGGGGUAUCAGUGACAUGAAAAAAUGCCAUUUUUCUUAAUGUUUAACCCCCCUUUAUCUUUCAGUUGAGCCAGAGCCUGGUUUAGGACAAAGGAUUAAGUUUGUUAAUGAACACUAAUUCAGGGCUUCUACUUGAGACCCCAUUGAGAUCACUGCUUCUCAUGUAACCCGGGAAGAGCCAUAAAGGGGCACCCCCCACCCCAACUGCCUUCCUGGAAGCGUGCCUGGGAAGUAAGCUGUAGGCUUGAUCUGAGCCAGGACCACUGGGAUCCGUGCAAAGACCAGGGGAGGGUAGAAUUGAAUCAUGGGAGGGAACUCCGACACCCGUUUUCUUCUGCGGGUGACGCACACUUUAAAUGGAAGAGAGGUUGUGGCUAUAACUUGUGGCUGGGAAUAAUAAAGAUGGCACCACCAAGGAGCCUCAUCUUGCUUGAGUGAGUACUCAGUUGGGUGCUGCAGAGUCUUGAGUCUGUGUGAGACGUGUGUGAUUGUGAUGGGUGCGGAUCAGCAUAUAGCACUUGGGAACAAGGCAGACCUUGGAGCAGAAUGGUUAUGUGAAGGGUCACAUCACCCAUGGGAAAUCAUACGUCCUGGAGGUGCUGGUCCUCCUCCUGGAACUGCCAGCCUUGCUAGGACUGUCAACAUCAACAGCAUUGCCUGGUAAACCCUACUGUCUGUGCUCCCCACUGUGUCCCAUGACUGGUAUUAAAAUUCUCCUUACUAUGAUCAUCUGCCCUGCCCAGGCAUUGGGCUUUAUGCCAGCACAGAGCUCAAAGGCCAGGGAGCAGCACAUCUUCAAGCAUGAGAGCUCAAUCAAAGGGUUACAUUUGAGUCUCUGUACCUGCUUGGAAGAAAUAAAAAUAUGCGUGAAUUCCAUCUCA
Molecule: messenger RNA, 6475 nt
Organism: Mandrillus leucophaeus (drill)
Lineage: Eukaryota; Metazoa; Chordata; Mammalia; Primates; Cercopithecidae
Gene: POLR3A
Product: polymerase (RNA) III (DNA directed) polypeptide A, 155kDa
Exons: 30
Coding region: 135-4166 (1343 amino acids)
Biological process (GO): DNA-templated transcription
Molecular function (GO): DNA-directed RNA polymerase activity; DNA binding
Source: RefSeq, a predicted model, not a curated record